AGUCGUGACAAAACCCCUCAUUUUUUGUCCCGCAUCUUCAUUCUUUUUAAAUAAUAUCAAUAUCUGAUGAAGCCUUCGCCUCAAACAUUCACAUUGUCAUAAUUCGGGUUCGGCUGCUCCUUUUUCUAGUAAGUAUGCUUUAGCGACCUUCUCCUCUUGAUAAAAACUACAUCUUCUUUUGUUGAAAGCUAUAUUAAUUACAGAAAAGAAGAACCAAAUAAAAUACAAUGGCUCAAUCCUUCGGUGGCCGGCCCGCUGCUGCGGGAGACCAGCACUUGAAGAGUGGCAUGUUUGACGAGUUGGGGAACUACAACUUCUCCCAGCGUGAGAUCCGCGAGUACCAUCAUGACUUUGCUUAUCUCGGUGGCGGGCUUGGUGCUGACGAAUUGGAAGAGAAAGCCAAGAAGAAAAAAUUAGUGGGCAAAAUCGAUUUCAGUGUCAAACUACCACCGAAAGAUGCUGGAUUGAGAGGAAGGAUUGAAGCCUUUGCAGUGAAGUGUGCGAAACAAGAGGAUCCUGACUUUUGCGAGCAUAAUUUCUUCACUAGGGAUCCGAAAACGUACUUCUGGUUGAGGGAGGAUGACGGCAGUAGCAGAAAAUACGAAGUGGAUAAGAGAACCGGAAGGAUCCUGAAAGAAGACAGCUGGAAGAAGAAAGCUGGAGGUAAUGCUGGUGCUUCGUCAUCUAGUAGCUCGUCUAGUACUCAAACGCCAUUUGAGAAAGAGCAGGAAACAGCGGCGCGCGACUACUACCAGUUUGUGAAACACUGUUGUCAGCGGUCAGUAGAUUUCAUACCCUUGGUAGCGAAGCAACAGCUGGUCGAAGCCGAUCGAAUAGCGAAAUUGAGUGGACUUACUUUAUGUUCUUGCUUGAUGCGUCUACUAUUCUACUCUUCUACUUCUACCUAAACAUACUUACGCGAUAGUACAUAGGUGUAGUGCUAGUGCAGGGCUAGUGCAGCAGUUGUAUGAAAGUAAUAGUACUAAGCUCAACAAACUUUUGUUCUUUUGUUCUAAUCCCCGACGCUGCUGCACCUCCACCCGACAAAAACCAAGCUCCUAAGGGCUUAAAGGACGGAACAGCAGGACAAGACGAUCCCGAUGACCCAGUGAAGAAAUUCCUACCAGGUUCUAGAGUUGAAGUUCUAGGCCUCAAGGCCAAACCAGAACUAAACGGUGAAUUCGCUGUCGUCAAACAUCAUAUCCCUGCUUCUGGUCGUUUCCAGAUUGAAUUUGAGAAGUACAAGAUUGAGAUCGCGGUGAAGCCAGCAAAUUUGAUGUUCGCAGAGAACCAGAGCAAAACAGCCGCUGAAGAAGAUGCAGACGCGAAAUGGACGCACGAUAUUCCGAAAAAUGCGCGUGUCAUGGUGCAGGGACUGACUAGUGACGCAGGCAAAUUGCUAAACGGUCAAAAAGGAGAAGUCGUCAGCUACGACGAUGAGAAGAAGCGAUAUAACGUGAAGUUGGACUCGCAGCCGAGUGCGGUGAAGAAGGUACUAUCACAAGUAGACUUGAAGAGGAUGAACUUCUGCAAUUCAGUUUCAGUUCUUGACUCUUGACGAAAUUGCGAUCAAAAUUCGAAUGAUACCUAAUAAAUUAAAAUUAUCCCAACCAAAUAAUACCUAGAAAUUAUGAUCCCAAGCCCCUCGCACAACCAACAACCAGGUAAAAGAGGAAAAUCUCAAAUGCGUCCUUCCUCCCGGUUGGGAAGAGCACUAUGACGAGCAUAUGGGCAAGUAUUUUUACCGCAAUACUGCAACCCAACGAAUCCAAUGGAAACAUCCAGUUCUCAAAGCCCGUGUUGGGGGUGCGGCUAAGGAGAAGGAAAUGCGCGAGCGCAUGGAGCGUGGGGAAACGAUGGACUUUGACGUCGAAAACGAGAAUCUGGACUUCGACAGAAGGCGCUACGCUUGUGAUGACUUGAACGAAGGCGAAGGCGGGUUUAACCUGAAGGAUUUGGUGUUAUGGAACGGGACCAUCAUGAUAAUAUUAAAGUGGAACUAGGUAGAACAACAACAAGAAGUUUCAGAGCUACAACUCUUUUUGCUCGAUAAUAUCAUAGAAUGUUCUCACAGCUUUGCCACGGCCACUCUCUUCUUUUACUAGAAGACAGAGUGACCGUGAGGUCUUCUCAACAUCGCUGCUCUAAUCUCCGCCAAAGUAUCUCGUGAAGAGGAUAGAAAACGCAGACGAGAAGCGGGUGAAGAGGUGGAUUCCGACGCCGAAGAGGACGCCGCAGAACUGGCUUGGAAGAAGGAGCAUGGCUUGGUCGAAAGAUUAAGGCUACAAGCAUAUUGAAAUUGAGCAAUCCAUCUCCACCAACAUCUUUUUAGUUCCGUUUUAUUUAAAAAAGGGACGAAAUCGAAAAGGAAAUCUAGUACGGAAAGGAAUUAUACGGGAAGCAAGAUGUUGAGCCCGAAGGUGGAUUUCUUUUACAGUUCUAAAAAGAGCCCGCAAACGGUCGAAGAAAGAACGACAGCAAUUGUUCAAACACAGUAGCUUGUUGGAUAAUGUGAAACAAGCGAAGAAAAUCAUCUACGACGAAGCUGGAGUCUCAACUUAUCAGCCUGUCCACGUGUACGACAGCAAACAGGAUGCGCAGUCGGUGUUGGAAGCCAGAUUGGACAUGCUGAAAUCGUGCAUAGAACGGAUAAAGGGGGAGAUUGUGGCUGCUAACGGCGGUGUUAAUCCUAAUACGGGUAAUCCUGCUGGAGAAGGAGAUGAUGACGAGGACGAAGAUGAAAAGAUCAUAGUGAGCAAGGAGAAAGUUCCAUCGCAGCUGUGGCGUGAUUGUGCCGUAGGCAUGGUGAAUGCCAUCGAUGUGGUUAAGCGAGAGUUUGAGGAUGCGAGACAAAAGCAUAUGGUUCAAACGUUGAACUUGACUCUGCUAUCGCUAUUAGAUGACGAAGAUGGUUUGAUCAAACUAACUGCGGAACAGUUGGCGGAUAAGAUGGACUCGUUGUUGGGGUUGUUGAAGUGCAUGCUUUAAGCAGCUUGAAUUUUCUUGGAGUUUGCGUUCAAACGUUGAUCAGAAAACGAAGUACCCCUGAACGGUGAAAAAGCCUACACCGUAGAUCUAUCGUCCACUUUCUACUCAAUAAGCUCUACCAGAAACGGCCUUCCCUUUUCCAAGAACUUUCCUGAUACCUAACAAAACACCUAUCUAGGUCGGCC
Amoebophrya sp. A25 is the source of this 3173-nucleotide messenger RNA. Lineage: Eukaryota; Dinophyceae; Syndiniales; Amoebophryaceae. The record is from the annotation of a GenBank genome assembly.